AAUGUGUGCUGUGGUCCGCAAGUUUCGGUAAAUAACUCGCUUGUGAUUGCUUUGUGAUCUGAGUUAUCGCUUAUCGGUUUACAAUUUUGAAUAGUCACUAUAUAAUUCUCGUAUGCAGUUAACUAAUUGUAAAUUGUAAUUGUCACCGCAGUGAAGAGUUUCAAGAAAACAUUACUUUCUAAAAGCUUUGUUGAUAGUACGGCUUGAUCCUGCCCGUAAUGAACAACCCAGUAAACUUCCGUGCCAACCAAAGGUACAAACUACUAAGAACUGAACAGGACAGAAAAGCUAAGGUAUUUGACCGGGACAUGAACUCGCUAAUGGGCUACAUACUCGGCAUAUCCUGCAACCUCAGCAAUCCACCCCUCAAUCAAAAUGAAAAGCAGCAGUGCAGAAAAGCUCGUCCAGCAACCUCCCUCCCUCCGGGCCGAAUGAAGGGUCCAUUUGUACGGUAUUCCGACACCAGACACUUCCUAAAGACUGAGGAAAGGAAGGAGGCAGUUAUAAGGAGCAAUAAGAAGGAGGAGUUUAGGAGCAGGGGUACUAAUGGAAUGUGUACGAAGAGAGUUAAGGAGAGGAAACAUGUCCGGUUCAAGCCUGAACCUCAGGUUUAUAUAAUAGAACCCCACGUGGACAACUGGAAUAUCCUGGACAGACCCAACUCAGCUCCCGCUCUAGUUACCAAGAAUCACACUCUCGACCCCCGGUUCCACCAGGACACCAGACUGUUGAACCCCCGACACCACGAUCAUCGUCUCCAGAACCCCCGUCACCAUGACAACCCACGUGACAACCCACGUGACAACACACGUGACAACACACGUGACAACACACGUGACAACACACGUGACAACACACGUGACAACGCACGUGACACGCGCUUCUUGAAUAGUAUGUCGCGUCCUCUGGAGAACACUAGAGUUAUGGGUGAUAAACCAGUAGAGUACACUUCACUGGAGUACCAACUUUACCCAACUCAUCACCACAGACUCAGCUCUGGUUGUUGGACAGAUGCCAAGAUCAGGAGCGGAGUCAAGGACAAAAAUGGGCGUGGUCAAACAAGUUAUAUAGGUGAUAACGGGUAUAGAUUCAAUAGAACUAGGAGCUGCUGGGAGGUCAGUAAGAUGAACGGUUCUACACCUCAAUUUGGCAGUUAAUUAGUUGCAGUUGUGGAAGCACAAAAUGUUAAACUGUUACAGAAAUCAUAUCUGAUCCCCGAAAAGAAAUAGGUUUCAAGCAAUCUUAGCGACCCUAAUCUAUGCGGACUAAACUUUCAAACUGUGAGCGGCACAAAUUAUGAAAUAUUCUCAAAUAAGACCUGAUGCCCGCUCACGAGUUUUAUUUUUAAACAUACUCAAUUUAUCAGGCAUAUAAUGUCGGUGCUUGGUAAUUAUGAGACAGCUAUUGAGACAAGCUGCUCAAUAGCUCUCUUAUUCAAACAAACUGCUCAUAUAAAGGUCGUUCAAAUAAGGGCCAAUAAGCGUGAUCCGUCAGGUUUAAAUGACUAUUAGUAUUGAGUAGUCAUAUUGAGUAACAAGUUACAAAUAUAACAAUGGUGAUGUAGUGAUUUACAGUAUAUUUAGUAAACUGUCGUAUUAUUAGCUUGUUUUAGAUUGUAUGAAUUUAGUUACCGUUCAUUCAUCAUGUGUUUUACGAGUGAAUUUAAAUGUGUUUUCGUCUUUUUUGCUGAAGAAAAUGUGCUGCAGGUCCGACAAUUUGGAAAUCUGCCACAGAUUUAGCAUUUCUUGAUUACGAACCGGUUAAACGGUUAAACGUUAAACAGUUAAAAAUGCAAUUAUGAUAUUUAUAGACUCCCUGUUUGAGUAUAAUUUACU
This is a messenger RNA of Bolinopsis microptera, 1835 nucleotides long. RefSeq names its product serine/threonine-protein kinase fray2-like. The transcript is spliced from 4 exons. NCBI's taxonomy places the organism in Eukaryota, Metazoa, Ctenophora, Tentaculata, Lobata, Bolinopsidae. The record is from RefSeq and is a predicted model, not a curated record. Bases 219 to 1157 code for a protein of 312 amino acids.